AUGCUGGGAUUGCAGGAAGGAAGAGUGUACAACACCAGCUACUCAAGAGCGAUUAACGAAGAGUAUCUGAAGUUGCCGAACAAUCUGCCAUCCCUAGACAGCGUUUACACGUAUUUUAGCACUUUUCUAAACGCGUACUCCUCUAGUUCACUACAGCAGGGAAAAUUAAAAAGGACGCUGCUGGAAAACCUGAAAAACAACAACUAUUUGUUGGAGCUGAAGCUGGACGACCUCUUUCAGUUCCAGAACGUGGUCGACGGCGCCACUGAGCGCGAGGAGGAUUCUAUGACAAAGCAGCUGCGAGAAGCGAACAACGAAGAGGCAAACAACCUGAAUCAAAACAAAUUGCCCUCAUUUUACGCUCAGGAGCUAGUUAAGGUUUUAACGGAGAGGCCGCUGAUAUACCUGUCCACAAUCGAGAGGGUGUGCUACGACGUAUGUAAACUGCAUCUAAACUCGUACAACGUCCAUGAGGAGAACGACAGCUUCAACUUCAUACAAAUUAACCUGCUGAACACGUUCUGUAAGCCCACGAAGAUAAGGAAGCUGCUCUCGAAUAAGCAGGAGAGGUUCGUGGUGGUGCCAGGAAUCAUAAUCCAGGCGAACAGAACGCAGCACAAGAUGAGGCUGUGCACAAUACAGUGCAGGUUCUGCGGCCAUAAAAUGAAGCUGGAGGUGCCGCUGUGGAUUUCGAAGCCGAACAUACCGAGAACGUGCAGGUACUCGAGCGCAAUAAAGAGCAUGGGAAACCAGAACGCAGAGCAGCAGCUGGGAUGCCUAUCGGCGCAGAACCCGUACGUGAUAGUGGUCAACGAGUGCCAGUUCGUGGACGUGCAAUCGCUGAAGAUCCAGGAGCUGGCGGAGGACGUGCCCACGGGGGACAUGCCCAGGCACCUGCAGUUAAACGUCACGCGUUACCUGUGCGACAAGGUGAUUCCGGGCGACCGUAUAUACGCCCAUGGAGUGCUCACGAACUACUCAAACACAAUCAACGGUUCGCAAACAGGCCUCAACAGUUCAUACCUCCACGUGCUGGGCAUACAGAAGCAGAAUGUAUCUGAAAGUUAUGAGUUUGAUAUUGACGAAACAAACGACUUAGUGUUGCUGGCGUCACAGCCGGACAUACAUGACCAAAUAUUCAAGUCAAUUGCACCAAGUCUGUAUGGUCUGGAGGACGUGAAAAAGGCGUGCGCGUGUGCUCUAUUUGGUGGGACGAGGAAGGAAAUAGGAAACGGAACUAAGCUACGUGGAGAUAUCAACGUCCUGAUUCUCGGUGACCCAUCAGUAGCAAAGUCGCAAGUACUCAAAUUCGUAGAUUACAUAGCUCCAAUAUCAGUGUACACAUCAGGUCUCACAGCGGCAGUGGUGAGAGACAGUAUGGGAGUGUUCUCACUGGAAGGAGGAGCAAUGGUGUUGGCAGACGGCGGAGUGGUGUGCGUGGACGAGUUUGAUAAAAUGAGGCCAGACGACGCAGUGGCAAUCCACGAAGCAAUGGAACAGCAGACAAUAAGUAUCAGCAAGGCAGGAAUCACCACUGUUCUGAACACGAGGUGCUCAGUGAUAGCAGCAGCAAACCCACUGCUAGGAUCAUACAACAACUAUCAGGACAACAGCGAACAGCACGACUUCAAAACUACUAUAUUAUCGAGAUUUGACUUGAUAUUCAUGUUAAAGGACGCCGAGGACGUCAAUCAUGAUAAAACACUGUGUAAACAUAUACUUUCAUUACAUAAUCAAAAUAAAAAAACAAUAACUGGGCCCAUAAGUGCAACUAAAUUGAGGAGAUUUAUCCAGUACAGUAAGCAAGUGGUGAAUCCAAUGUUGUCGAGCGAAGCAAAGGAUUCACUGAGGAACUACUAUGUUCAGAAAAGAAGAGAAUCCAGAGAAGAUAAGAGGUCGAACAUAAAAAAGAUACCAAUCACACUGAGACAAUUGGAGUCGCUGGUGAGAAUAUCAGAAAGCCUAGCAAGAAUGGAGCUGUCACCAAUAGCAACAGAAAAACAUGUGCAGAUGGCACUGCAGCUGUUUACAGCAUCGACAGGAGAGUCGAUGAAAAUGGUGUUAAAUGUCGAGUCGCUGUCGACAGAAGAUCAGAAAAAAGUUAAGACGUGCGAAGAGAUGAUACUGAUGAGGCUGAAGAAGGGACAGAGAAUAACGAGAAGGUUCCUGCUGAGCGAAUUACAGAAACAGUCAAUGCAGCUGCAAUACGCACAGCAAGCAAUCAGCGUGCUGAUAAAGAAGGGAGUCUUACAGGAAAGAGGAGACCUGUCGCUGCGAAGAGUAACCAACUGA
Molecule: messenger RNA, 2292 nt
Organism: Theileria orientalis strain Shintoku
Lineage: Eukaryota; Apicomplexa; Aconoidasida; Piroplasmida; Theileriidae
Product: DNA replication licensing factor
Exons: 8
Coding region: 1-2292 (763 amino acids)
Biological process (GO): DNA replication initiation; double-strand break repair via break-induced replication; DNA replication
Cellular component (GO): nucleus; MCM complex
Molecular function (GO): single-stranded DNA helicase activity; 3'-5' DNA helicase activity; ATP binding
Source: RefSeq, a predicted model, not a curated record